UGACAGGCCAGGCGACAGCUGUUGUCAUUCGAAUUAUGAAUUGACUUGUACAAGGAAUGAACAAUGUUUUGACGACCAGUGUGUGUAUUGUAAAUCCGUUUAAAUGCCGUCCGCAAAUAAGACAUAUAAAUGUAAUAUAAAGAAAUAAAACAUAAAUCCUAUCUAUAAAAAUUUGGAAUCUUGUGCUCCGCCUGCGCACAGGUAGUUGAUAAAAUGAGAAUUUUAUAUUUUUUUAUUCUAUAUUUGUGUAUCGUGAUUAAUGGAGAAAAAGAAACCGAGGAAGAAGCAAACCGAAAGAGAAUUAUCGAGCAGUUAACAAGAACUCGCACUGUUUUGCUAGAUGAUUACCUUUUAGUGACAAGACACAUCGCAACCGAUGUAUAUAUGUACAGAAGUUAUCGUACGGUGUCCGUUGUAUUUUACCGCAUAGAGAGCGAUAUCGUCGAUGCACUUUUCACAUUUCAGUCCGAGGAGCUUCAUAUGAACAAUAUAGGCUCCUGCAGUCCUCAAGAGGUAAUAAUAAAUUUAAAACACGGUUCGUACCCGGCUGUAAAUCCGGACGGCUUCAAAUUUCCCAAACACUUCAUAGAACCGACAUCCAGGGAGGGUAUACACACACUGGAAAUAUUAUCUGAUGGAAGGAACAAAACGUAUUCAAUACGAAACCCAAAUCCAGGGUACUGGUUUGCUUUAGUGUACAUAAAAUGGGAGGAUCCAAGGACGCAGAAAGUUGAGCAGCAAGGUCUCGUUCCCAACUGCCAGACAAUUUUGUACACUGAUCUACAAGUGAAAAAAGAAAAAAAUAUCGAACUAAUAGACUGCUUCAACGGCAUCACCAUAGAUUAUGCGAACGUACCGGCACUAUUCAAAUGCAUCUCCAUAGACAGUUCUGAUCCAAUAAGCAUCAAUGUUGCAAUCGUAAAUGCAUCUACGGAGGAUACAAUAAAUUUCAAAUUACAAGCGCGUUCGUUACCAACAGAUGAAAAUUUCAUAAUCAACUGUGCCUUUGAUCCAAAACUAGACAGUCAAACAAUAACAUUCAUACCGCAUCCAAACGCGUGGCAUUAUAUACAAAUAGAUCGCAUAAAAGGAAACACGUCAAGUUUCGCCGAUUGCGAAUCUUACCUUCGUUCAGAUAUCGAUGAUGUUGACAACCGCACGACUUUAGACUUUAUGAGAGACAAUAAAGAUCGAUUUUUCACAUUCGAUUACGGAUUACCUACAACAGACAUACAGGAUGCUACCAGCUUAAUAAAUAUCACGUCUUCUGAAGUCAAAACUUUGCGGUACAAAGUAAAUCAAUUUGUAGACAUAGGCGGUAGUUUGGCGAUCGAGACUAGCCUUCUUAUGAGUUAUAAGUAUUAUACAGUAGCAGGAUAUAAAAGGGAAGUGGAAAAAGGUGCUUUACUUGCCUUCACGGAAGACAAUCAGUUUUUUAAAGCGGUGAUUUGUAUGGACAUCGGGCAUCCAAGCAUACCAUUAGAGACUGGCCAUUGCAAAUAUAACGAUAAAGUAAAGCCUGCCUUAUUCGUCCUGAACAGUACAGAUUCUGAGUCCAUAUAUGGCAAAGUCAUUAUUCCUUUCCCGGAAAGCGGUACGUGGUAUCUGUCGCUGAGGAUAUUUUGCGAUGAAGUUGUCUGUCCCUGUCGCACUUCUGAUAACGGUACUAAAUAUUAUGUUGAUUCUGCGAGGAGUGAAAGGGACGGAGAUGAUGAACUGAGCUCAGUUGGAAACAACACUAGGCCUGGCACGUCACAGUGCAACGCGACGGUGGUGCUGUCGGUGUCUUCAAAAUCGUGCGUUGCUGGCGGGUGCAGUAACCACGGCAACUGCUUGCUGACCACUUUCGGAGGGAUGGUCAUGUCCUUCUGCUCUUGCACGGCUGGAUACGGAGGUUGGGACUGUUCUGACGACUCGCGCAUGGACAGCAGAAUAUACAUGUUGGUCUCCGUUCUCUUCUUGACGUUAAGUAACCUCCUCUUUCUCCUAUCAGUGUACGUAGCCAUCAUUCGCCUCUACUACACCGAGGCAAUGAUGUACGGCUUCACAAUGGUCUUCUCCACAUUCUACCACGCUUGCGACGCCCCCAUCCAAGUCGCGUACUGCAUCGUGCGCGGCAACAUCCUCCAAUUUGGAGACUUCUACGGCGGGCUCAUGUCUUUCUGGGUCACUUUACUCGCCAUGAGCAUUGUUAGUGAACGAUUCCGGUCUUUUUUCCAACUAAUAGGUGCAAUAGUUAUAGCUUUAUUAACUACUUGGAAUAUGCAUUCGUUCGUAUCCUUCGUACUGCCGGUAGCUGUAGGCGUAGUUGUUCUUCUAGUAUCAUGGUAUUUGGAUUACAGAAAGAAUCGCUCGAUGAGAUACCCUAGGUCUUAUUACACGGUUUAUAUGCCGCUAGGUUUAGUUCUAGUUUCAAUAGGUCUUAUAUGUUACGGUUUUUUACAAACUGAACAGAAUUACAAAAUAGUUCAUUCGUUCUGGCAUAUGAUCAUAGCUUUAAGUGUAGUGUUUUUACUGCCCGAUGUGAAACGGGAUGUCGACUCAAAUCCGUUUGUUCCGAGUCCAAAUUAUUGCAGGUUGUCAUUCUGUAAGAUGUUCAAUAGAUCUCAAACUCCUAUGAGGUCUGACUGAGGUGCGGAAUUGUUUAUUAUUUUAUAGUGACUAAAUGAAAGUGUUCUUAAAAGAAUCAAAUAGCAUGCCUCAUGAGUCUUGAAUGACCAGUUUUUACCUUUUAUUAUCAGCGGCUCUAGAAUGUGCCGUAACGAACACGGCACAUAGGUUCGUGUCGUUUUAUUGUGAUGAUGGUGAUUGGUUGAUAGACCAUCGCCUGAGUCACAUGCUCACUCAUGCUCAAUCACAUGCAUAGUCUGUCGACCAAUCACAACGGAACGACACGAGCCUUCGUCUCAUUUUUACUACAUUCUAGGUAGGCAUGUGACAAACGCCAUAUUUUCAAAUUGAUAACUAAAGCAUAUACAUAUGUUAGUAUUUUCAAAUCAAUUAACGGUCAGCGCAGACAGACGAAUGUGAUCAUAGACGUCACACUACACUCCAAAAAGAAAUUCGACCGUUCGUGAUAUUUUGUCCUUUAUUGAACUUAGUCUAAUCCAAUUCGUCCGCCUGCGCCGACUCUUGUCUGAUUUAUACAAUAGUUUCUCGCAGGACAGAUACGGGAAUAUAGUAGAAAAAUUUCGCAUGUGAGAAUCUAUUAUGCAUUUUUUAAAAUAUGUUUUAUAGUUUAAUUAACCUUAUUAUUGAACAAUUAGAAUCGAGAAUUGCACAAAGUGUUUUCGAAGGCGAACUUUAAAUUUUAUUUUCAGCAGCGAGAAACUAUGUUUAAAUCGGGCUUAAAUAGAGAUUCGGUUAGUAUUUUAAGGCCGUCGCCUCGCGGUCAUUAUUAUAAGGAUAAUUUUAAUAUUUCGAUGAGUCACUAUUGCAAGCUCUAUUAAUUAUUACUUACGUAGAAAAAUUCGAUAAAAAAAUUUCAUGGUGGUAAAAUUUAUAAAGAUCAUAAGUUAUAUUUUUCUUUCGGGAUUAUUGAUAUUAAUUUUUACUAAAAAUUAUAGAAUUAGGUGUUAAAUAUAAUUCUAUUUGUGCAAACAUAACAUAGAAGCUUGUAAUAGCGAGCCAGCGAUUCAUAGAUAUAACGACGAUAUAUUCCUGCUAGUCAUCAGUGAGUAUAGAUUUUUAUACGUGUGCCGUUAAAUAAUCUUUUUUAUGUAUCGCACCUUUAGAAUUACAAUGACACAAGUGAAAAAAAAAAACAUUAAAUCGACUUAUAAUCCACAAAAAUUUGAAAGUGAAAACUCGGGAUCUAUGAAACCGUUUUUUUUUUCCUCUAAUUGGAAGCUACGUUACUCCUGAGUGCUAUAGGCUAUUUUUUAUCCCGGGAAAACUCUUUCAUGCGGGCGGAGCCGCAGGCAAAAGCUAGAUUUAACAUAAUUUAAUAAACGGUAUAAUAACAUUAUGCUUGGUACAAAAAAAAAACAUUAUAUUGGAGAUAAAGUGCUAUUUGUAUGUUUUAAGUAAUAAGUAGGUGAAUUAUAUAAUUGUCGAAGAAAUUCAUGAAUUUUGUCGUUCAGAAUCUUAUAUUUUACAAUUAUAGUAAGAUUUGAUUUCCCAUAAUAAUUCAUAAUUGUAUCCAAAACUGUUAACGGGUAACAAUAGAAAUACGAGAAAUAUAUUUUUAAACGCGAGAAACUAGUUAAGCCAUGAUUUAAAAAAUAGGUAAUAACGUUUACAGGUAAAACAAAGUCUUGCCCCAAGAAAGCUCUUUGUAAAUAAGCCGUUUUGUGAUAAAAUAAAUCGAGAUUAUUUUUUUUAAAUACCUUUGAUAAUAUUAUUUUUGGCCAAGUCAAAGUCGUUACUUUAAAAGAUAAUAUUAGUUUUAAUAUUGUCAUUGAAAGUAACGACCAAAAAACAGUCCACAAAAAAAAUGAAAAAAGUCGCAGGAACUAAUUUAAUGUUCAAUAUCCAAGUUAUUGCUUUUUUUUCAACUCCAAAAUCCUGUUUAUAGCAUUAAUUAUUAAGUACAAUUAGGUUAGCAUAUUUUUCAACUGAAUUUAAACCGUUUAUUUGUAUUGAUACUUUAUUGUAGUGUAUUACGACACACAUUUGUUUGAAUAUAUCAGGUGCUUAUUAUUCUUGAUAGCAAAAGCUAAGUUAAUUGUUUUUUUGCACAAUUAUUUAUUUAUAAUUUUUUGUAUUUAAAAUAUUAGUAUAUUUACAUAUGUAAAUUAUAUCUGCCAGGUUUAUAAAUUAGAUAAUUGUAAAUGAAAUUUUAAGGCUGGCUUGCACAACGACUUAACAUUUUAGUGCUCAACACAUUUAUAAUUUCGUGCUUUCACUGUUAUUCAUUAAGAGUUGACGAAGACAGCACUAUUAUUAAAAUAUAUGUAGCGUUAAACAUAUUUAGUGAGAAGUUGUGCAAGCCAGCCUAAGUGUACCUUUUUUAAAACUGUUAUUUACUUUGUGUUAGUAAGAACUCACCUGUACCUUCGACUGUAUCCUACAUUCCUAUUUUGUAUAGUUUUUACCGUAUUCACGUUUAAUUUUUGUGUUCCAGAAAGUUACCAAUUAGAAUAAUGUAGUUUCUAAAUAUUACCUACAAACUAACGUAUCACGUUUUUCCUACAUUUAAUUUGGAUGUACGUUCAUAUUGAAUUUUACAAUAGAAUUAUUAAACAUCACAAAUAAUUGUUACAAUAUUAAAAUUCUCAAAUAUAAUGCCAAGUGUAACCGAUAUUCUUGGCACAUAUUGUAAUAGGGUAUUUGACUGUCUGAUUUUGUGCAUUAUUUAUAUGUAACAGUAAUUUAUAUAAUAAAUAAGUCCUGUGAAAACAGCAUUAAAAUUCGAUAAGAAAUAAGGCAGUUAUUUAUAUUUCGAAUAUUGUUGCGUGCAGUAGUGGGGAUAUCGCUCCAUCUCUUUCUAUCACACGCCUCGUAAUUCCCGAUGAGGUCACAUCCAAGUAUUUCGUCCCUUUUCUGUUUUUUGACACAUAAUCCUACUACAUAUACUAAAUGGCUAAUUACUUGUAUAUUAUUAAUCAAAUUUCAAUGACAUUUUCUGUUUUAGAAUUUACACGAAGUACAUUAAAAAUAAGUCAAGUACCCUAUUAUCUUUGUUUAGUCUAAGAUGGGUUGCUAUAGUAAUUUAACAGACGAAAAUAAUCCUAUUACUGUUCCUGAUGUAGAAAUAUUAAAUGUUAUAGAUAAAUUAUAUCACAACACAUUUUACGUCUGUUAAAACUAAAUCCAAUAGAAUUGAUAUAAGUUAACUUAACGCCUUACUAAAACGUUUUAUGCGUUUAGAAUAGUUGUAUUUUAGUAUUUAGUCUUGCUACUUUGAGACAUACACCUGAGAGAACCAGACAAAACAUUGUUUAAUAAUGACAGAUUAUAAUAAUCAUUACCGUAUUUGUCCUUGGCUUAAAUAUGGGCCAGUUUUUACCCCGCAUGUCCUGUAAACGGGCGUGCGCGUCGACAGCUUCUAACUCAGAGAGAGCGAAUCUCAAAUUUUCAUCUGGGAAGGCAAAAUGUUUUUUUUUUAUAUAGGUAAUCCCAAUUGAACACAAAUAGAUACAUACAAAACUAUGUUUUGAAUCUAAGGAGUGGCAUCUGACCCUACCCUCAACCUCCUGUUCUCCUGGCGACGCGCGUGCCCCUACCUAUACGGGCUAUUAACAAGUAUGGCACGGUACAAGCCCUGUAGUGUAGAUAGUACCUAUGUUCUAUCUUUUGCUGGAAAUGACCCGCUACUACUACGACUAUGGUAAACUAAUUAAACGUUUUAAUAAGGCGGUAUAUUAUAUAAUACAACAAAAUUAAUCGAACAAGUUUUUUUUUGUGAUACCAGAUAGCUGUGCUAAAUCAUGUUUUAAAAUACUCUGACGGUGCCUUAUAAAGUCACGUUCAACAAAUUGAUGUUAUUGUGCCAUUAUUAUACAUAAGUGUACAAUAUAGUGUAAGCGGAAAGUACAGUAUAUUUUUUAAUCUAUUUUUUAGACUCUUACGGCCGAUAUCAAUAAAGGCCGUUUUGUAAUAAACGAUCUCGAUCUCUACUUUCGAUCUAUCGGUGAAAUGGACCAAUCAGAACAUUGCUUAUUGACAAGUUUUCAAAUAACCCAUUUUGAUUGGUUUAUUAUCGGGAUCGAAGAUUAAGAUUUAGAUCGUUUAUGGAAAACGCCCGUAAAUUAUCUAUUAUCUUCAGAUCCAUCUUUAGCGAUGAUUGCCAAUCAAAACGUUAUUUUAUUAAGCUUCAGAUCGAUCUUUAAAAUACCAAUCAGAAUGUUAUCGCAUGAUCAAAACAAAUUCUGAUUGGUGCAUUUUCACGAUGGAUGGAGAGAGACUGGAGCGUUUAUUGCAAUCGGCGGUUAAUUGUAUAUGUCUAGGUGUUUAUGGGUAUAUUAUGUUUUUAUUAAUUCACAUCUUUAUUUCGUGCUUCAAUGCUAGAUGUUAUAUUUAUUAUAUAAGUAACUGUAGACCAAAUUGAGUAAGCAAGUCGAAAGUGUGCUAUUUUUAUGUAUAAAAGGAACGCAAGUGUACGAUUUCAUUUUUAAUCCAAUACCCACAUUUGUAAAUAACUGUUGAUCAUGUUUAAAUUAAGGCAGGGUUUGCUAAUUUAAAAUUAUAUUGUGUUCACCCAAGGUAUUAACUAAAGAAAUGUUUUCCUUUAGCCGAAUUAUAAGAGAUUUUAUAUUAAAAACAAUUAAAGUGGUAAGAGCAUUAUUUAGUAUGCAUUUUCAGUUGUGGCCCUGAGUGUAUUUUAAGUUUCGCUCAAAUAAUGUGAAAUUGUAUACAACUUUCAGUUACUUUGGUACCUAUCAGGCUAUUUUUCAAAUUAUUUUUGUAAAUGGUGGAUAAUAAUUUUAUUUUGAAAUACAACAUAGUCUGCAGUUAUUAUAUUUUUUUAUACUCAUAUUUUAUUCGCGAGAGUCCGAAAUUAAAAAUUAAACUAAAAAGUAUUUUUUAGUAGUUAAUUGUUGCACCUCAACCACAUGACACCGACGAAAUUAUUAAAACCGAGGUCCCGUGUUCUAGCUCCGUAGGGGCUACGCGUCGUUUUUUUUUUGUUUUCGCCUGGGGCUUCGCUUCCUUUAGUGUUUCAUUGUCAUGGCUGUUGUAUUUUACUUAGUUACAAAAUUACAACAAACAAACUUUUAACAGUAAAUAUUUGUUAACAUUUCGCAGAGAAGCCUGAUGAAUACUAUAGGGAAUUGAUGUAUGGAACUUGCAUUCUACGACCUGAAAAGUUGAAUAUAAAAAAUUUCCGUAAUAUUUGAAGUUAAUCACAGCCUCUCGUCCAGAUUUUAACAGAGUAUGUUUGUCACUAUGUAAAGAAGCGUGAUCGCCUGAUUUUUUUAAUGAAACGAUAAUUUUAUAAGAGAUUGGAAUUUUUACCGGUAUAGUCAGGGGACUAUUUAGUUUACCGGGGCAUAUCCGUGUUUUGCAAUUACUGGCAUUAUAUUCGAAUAUCAACUUUGAUAGCCGUAUAUGUACCUCGUAUUCAUUAUAAAUUUUAUCCCUAAUUUAAAAUGUCCAUUUAUAUAAUUUUAAUUGUUAUUUAGAAAUAAUUAUUAUGCUUGUAACAUUGUUUUAACGUAUCAUAAGUGCCAUGUUCGCCUACGUGAUAAAUAAAGUAUUUAUUUUAUAGGUAAGAGUCAUAAAACCCCUUAUUGACCUUACUAAAGCUAUCAAAGCUGCCGUUCGAUUAGAAUGCCCGUAAUUGCAAAAAGACGGAUUCGCCCCGUAGACAGAAUUGGACUCCGUCAUUAUGUUCUAUUUAAGUAUACUAUAAUGCAUUUAUAUUGUAUAUUUGUUGUCAAUUUUUAAAUGUGAUUAAUAAUACCAAAAUUUAUUAAAA
Manduca sexta (tobacco hornworm) is the source of this 8362-nucleotide messenger RNA. RefSeq names its product post-GPI attachment to proteins factor 6. Lineage: Eukaryota; Metazoa; Arthropoda; Insecta; Lepidoptera; Sphingidae. Gene Ontology annotation, cellular component: plasma membrane. The record is from RefSeq and is a predicted model, not a curated record. Bases 214 to 2631 code for a protein of 805 amino acids. The transcript is spliced from 4 exons.